This is a messenger RNA of Linum trigynum, 4575 nucleotides long. The record is from the annotation of a GenBank genome assembly. NCBI's taxonomy places the organism in Eukaryota, Viridiplantae, Streptophyta, Magnoliopsida, Malpighiales, Linaceae.
CUAAUUCAUAGAAUUAGGAGGAGAGAGGGAUUCCAUAAUAUCCGGGAAUUAUUUGAUUAUUUGAUACCUUGACACAUGAAUGUUGUAGAUGGAUCGAAAAGGGAAAAGAUCAAUCUCCUGUUCGAAAGAACCUCGCCCCAAACGGUUACGAACUCCUGCAGCAAUCUCUCACCAGUACGGUAAGCACCACAUUUAUUCUUUCAUAUCACUUAAUACUCUUCCUCCCUGGCUGUUGGACGAUUGUUUGUAAGGACUAAGUCUCUUCAUUCCAAAUGCAGCACCAGCCGUCCAUACAGGUGAAGGUUCAUCACAAUAUUUUGCUUCGUCAAAUGCUACCAAUGCUGGUGAUCAAGGUAGUACUUCGAUAUCCAUGUAUGAUCUUUUUUAUGAAAUCAUACUUUUGAGAUAACACUAAGUUCCAUGUACACGUGUUUACCUCUAAUUUAUCUCUUUUUGUAUUUUUCAUUUCAAUGAACCUGGACAUCAAUGAUCAAUUUUGGUUUGCACCUUCAGCCUCCAUUAACUUCUCCCACCUUUCUAUUAUUAUAGAAACUCAACAUUACCAGGUCCUCCUCUCAACAUUACUCCAUUUCCAGAUUCAUAACCAGCAGCCCUAAUAAACUAAGCGACUUGAAAGGAUCCAUUUCCAUUUCCCUUACCUUAAUUUAAUAUAAUUUUUGCUUUUAUCAACUAGCUGUUAAUGUAUUUCUUCAAUUAAUUUAUGAUUUCAUCAAAAACCAUUUUAUUCGUGGCUUCUUCUAGAGAAAAUAACUUUCCUUCUUUGUAAAACCAGAACACUAUAUAGAUUAGCUCAAACACUCUGUUAACUUCAAAUUAAAUUGAAACAAUAUAUACAUAUACCAGCAAGUACAGUAUUUGAUGAACUAUUGAUAAUUUCAUAAACACAUACUCACUUAACUAAUUUUGGCAGGAGGAAACAAGGAGUCCACUGCAAGAAACUGUUUGUUCAUCAAGCCAUUCCAUCCAAAGUGAUCUCACUUACACCCCUACAGCACUCCUCAAAUCUGUGAAGAAGGAACCAGGAGUCCACACCCCUCCACGAGCACUCUCCACAGCAACUAAUUCCACUCCAGAAAUUGACAGCACAGCUGCAAGCAACAAGAACAAACGCAAAUUUGAAGUCAUCUCUGAUUCAGAUUGAUGUUUGUCUAUCUGAAACCUCUUAUCGAAAGACAGCCACGUUGUCUCAGAAAAAAAGUUUGCAGAACUUUUAAUAAGUUUCUUAUGCUAUACUUUUAAGAGAUGAAUAUUGCACAAUUUUUAAUCUCCUUUAAUUGGUAUGAACAUAUUCAGCUGGUAUUAAUGGAAAACACUGACCAUCGCUAGAUGUGAUUGUGUUGAAAGUAUUUUAUGUUUCUAUCUUUUUGUUUGUAGUUCAUAUUCUUAGGGUUCUAUCUUCUACACUUCUGUAUCUUCUCUUUUUACUAAAAAAAGAUGCUGCAGCUAAUACAUCAUUGCAAUUGUCUUUCCCAAACCUAUUUUCAUUUAAAUAAGCUUUCUAACAUUUCUAAAUCCAUUUCCUGGAAGUUAACAAUUUAUUCCCACUACUUGGAUUUCAUUCUCCAUAACAUACAAUGUACAUCAACAAUUCACAGACUUACAUUACAUUUCAAUUUAGGGACACGACUACCAGGUUCUUACAUUAGAAUAUUUACAAGGAAGAUAAUAAAAGAGGAUGCGAGACGACAAUAAUAGCCUGAACAAAGUAGAGACGGUAGGAGAAAAAACACCCAAGUGACGAUAUUAGUUAAUAUUAAAUUAUACUUCCAACUGAUAAAAUCUUUAAUUAUCUACGAACAUUAUGAUUUGUCCCAAUCACCAUUUCAAACAAAGUUCACCCGGCCAACGGACCGGGUACAAGGCUAGUAUGCAUAUGGAAAGGAAUAAUCAAAAUAAAUAGAACCACACACUUACUAAUUAAUUCCCGUACUUGUACUCAAAGCAUGCAUUCGAUUCCGACGUUUAUAAUAAAGGCAGCCGUCGGCGAGGUUCAAGAACUCGUGCGUUGGUUGCAAUAUAUAACGUUAUCAUCAACGCACAAAUGGAAGCAGGCACUAGGUAGCUAGCUAGCUAGGCUGGCCAAAACCUCAAGAUCUUGUUAGUGUUGUGGUAUAUGAUCCACGAUUGAACCUCUUCCAACAACUCGAGUUAUUGGGAUCAAUUGGUUCUUGACUACAUGGUAUCAGAGCCUUCUGUGAUCGAGAGGUCUUGUGUUCUAAACCUCUUCCAACAACUCGAGUUAUUGGGAUCAAUUGAUUCUUGACAGAUCUAGUAGUGGUUAUGGACCAAACGGUGCCUAUUAAUUAACCGUACGUCCACAUGCCAAGGGAUCGAUUGAGUUGCUAAGCUCUGUACUUGCAUCGUCACUUGCCGAUUAAGUUCUCUUUGGAAACUCAUCAACAUCAACAUCGUCUCUUCCUCUUUGUCUCUGACCAGUCAUCACCACGCCUCACGUCGAUCGAUCCCUUGAGCUUCAAUACUAUAGGGUUGAGUGAAUGGUUGGCGAUUGUUCAUCACUCAACAAUUUAUAUUCCAACACAUGAACAUCCAUGUAAACUCAUCUUUGCUCUUAUGGUGUGGGUGUGGAUCUAUACAUAUACUUGGUUCUAAUAAAUCGAGUUAUUUAGAUUGAAUAUUGUAAGGAAGUGGUUAAGUAUCAUACAUGGUCAUCUCUCAACAACUCGAGUUAUUGAGAUCAGUUGGGUUAUGAUAUGAUAUCAGAGCUGGUUUGUCCUUGAUGUUCAAGUCCUCACGACCCCAAUAUUAAUCUUUGUCUUCAAGCACAUGGUAUGGCGGACAUGUGCAAACUUCAAACCCAUGAGUUGGCUUUCGUCGCGAGCAUGACAAAUACCAUGAGGAGUGAGGGGCCAUAUAUUUGAACCAACUAUAACCACUACUACUACCAUUAUCUCAUCAAGAUACCUAAUCAUCAUCAUCAUGACCCCCUUCUUCUUCCGCCAUAGCCGGCCCUCUCAUGAAGUAGUAGUUACUCCCUUGUUUCCUUGAUGAGCUCAUUUUAGACAGGUGGAGAAAAAGUAGUGGCUUACUUUGACUGAAUCAUGAAUAAUCUAUCGAUGCCAUCAAUAUAUAUAUACAUAUGGAUCGUGCCUACCGAAAUGUUGCUUGAGAAAGCACAAGCAUGUGUACGUAUUACAGAUAGUUUGUUGGCUCCCUGGGGUUUCCUGCUAUCAUUGCUGUCCUAGCUAUAGCGCAGGCGAAAUGAUCAGCUGGUGUAAUUGUAAAUGCUUUCUUCGGACGGGUUCUUUAUUCAAUUAUUUCGAUUUCUUUUUUUUAGUCUUGUGUUGGAGAUAAAAAAAACCAAAAAAAAAAAAAAAAGUGUCACUCUUUUUUUUCAGUCUUUUGUGUAGAAGAUAAGAGGGUAUGUAGGGUUGGAACUUGGGAGUUGGCGGCCGGUGAAGGGAAGCCGGCCGGUCAGAUGUGCCACAUUAAUAUGCAUGCAUCUUCGCAAAUAAAUCAAAUAAAUACGAGACAACUUGUACAGUGUGACAGACUUGUAGACUGCUCAACUGAUGAUUGUUUCUAACAUAUAAUUGCAUGUUUAUCAAGGUUAGGGUUUAAUAUGAAUGCCGCCAUUGAUGAAUGUGGAGGUAGCAGAGAGAAAUUAAUAAUCAUAAUAAUAUUCCGAUGGAUCGACGACUUCCGCGGCCAGGGUUUAUUAUUAUAGUGGCGCUGGUGCACCUCCUAGUCCUAGCUAGGCAGGCAUCAUUGCAGCAAAACAGGCGGUCGGCGUCUUCAUCGUCCACCGUUGGCCCCCACACCGCACUUCAUCAAUUCGAAACCGCCGCGCGCAACCGCGUACCGCGAAUCACAUUCGAAACCAAAAAGUAAUAUUAUGCCAAUUUGAAACCGUUGAAUAUUUUUUUCAACUAUACGCACAUCAACACACAAUAUAUUCAAUUAUAUAUGGCACUCAAGCCCUAGUUACAAAGCACGUUUAGGGUUAUUAGUGAUAAUUGUCAACAAGGAAACUAAACAAUUAUCCCUUUGAUUACUUUAAUACGGCAUAAGUUCUUUUAACCUUAAGUAGAGAUUAAAAACGUGAGAUGUUCAAACUCUUACUCUCUUCUUACUGGCUACCAAAACAAGAAACAGAGAGGACAUACUCUCUCUUGUUCCUGGUCUUGAUAUUUUUAACCUACUGAUGCAGACAUAUCAACUGUUUUGACGAAAUGAAGUGAGGAAAGUAAACUGAAGAAUGCAGAGUAAAAAAAAAAUUAAAUACUAAUUUACCAUUUUGGUGGAGGAAUUUAUUAAGGGCUGCAUAUGCGAAUAUUGAUUGAAUUGGUUGCUUGCAGGAGGUGGAAGGCCUGCAGGCAGCUGCUCCUGGCGGCCGGGGUCUUUUUGGGUAAGAAUAGAAUAGGUGUAACGGGCCCUUCUACAAAGGCCAAGCCCAUACUAGGUACACUAAGGGCCUGCAUCUAGUUUCGUUACCCAAUAACUGCGGUUUGCAUUGAAUUGCUCGGCUCCUCUUUGCAGUUCUGUUCUGCCCACUUUCGGGUUCUGGCUGGCUGGGCCUGGUCUCUCUUCAUUGUU